UUGCUGGAGGACUCAGUAACUGCGGAUCCCAACACCCGGACAAACUGCAAAGAGAGGCUCUGCUUUGUACACGUACGUCGAAGAAAAUAAUUUGCGAUGCUGAAUCGACUCAAUUUAUUGCUGGUGGUUGUGUCGGCUUCCCAGGCAUGGGCUGGAACUGUUAUCACCUCUGGCUCUAUGCAGAACAAUUGCUAUGUCCCUCAACUCGAUGAAGACUUGUGCUCUACGCUGUACUCUGUAUGUCGGACGUCACCCCAGAAGCUGUGCCUAGCGCAGAGUGCCAUGCAAUGUCUGCCAGACUUGGGCAUGCCUGUUUCCGUUGCAAAAAGCAUAGAGCGAUAUCUUAUCGAAAUAAUUACUGUAAUCACCCGCCCUCCGGCAGUGAGCACCACCGUACAACCUGUAACCAUCCCGCCUAGUACUAGUACUACUUUGUCACCUAAAAUCAAUUGGAAAUACCCCAUUAACCCAGACCCUGUCCCUGGAAUUAUUCAUUUCCCUGGAGGAAUUACUGUUCAAACUGGGAAUAUUUACUUGGAUGGUCUCAUUUCGGUUCUGUCGUUGAUUAACGAAGUACAGAUUCAGCAAAUUUUAGAACUGAUGAUGGCUCAAAUGCAAGUCGUGGCGUCUCCUGCAGACUUUGAAGCUCAAUUGCCUUACCUUCAAACUUUGACUGAAAGCCUCGAUACUCUUAUUCAAAUAUUCUCUAUCAGCGAAGUCAACACUGCAACCAUUGAAUAUUAUGUCAGGAAUCUACUGUACACGAACCCUGAACUUUUCCAGUGGCUUGUUACAGUCGUCGAACAGAUCUUUGAAAACUUAGCCAUCACGAAGGUCGUUUAUCCAGAACAAAUAACAACAAUAGAUGCAUACUACAUAGUUUUUGAGACAACUUAUAGCGAGCGGCAAGACUUGUACUUCUGUCACGGUGAACCGAACCCUGUUUUGUGUGAACGUUACUGUACCGAUACCUAUGGAGGGAACUGGAUCACAAUCCAAGCAAGAGAAAGGCAGAAUCCAGACGCUGGAUUGUUCGACACAACCUUGGAUAACUACAGAAAAGGAUUCGGGGACCUGCAGAAAGGUUACUUCAUGGGUCUGGACUGUUUGAAUUCAAUAACUACUUCGGGACGGCAUGAACUUCUCGUCGAACUAACAGAUGCUUCAGGGGCUACAGCUUUGGCUCACUACGAGUCCAUCGUCGUCGGAGGUCCUGAGAGCAACUAUGAACUCCACCUCGGAAAAUACCUCGGAGGUGCGGCGGGCGACGCGCUGCGGGCGUCCGAUGGCCGGGGGUUCACGACGCUGGACCGCGACGUGGACGCCUUCCUGGGCAACUGCGCCGUCAAGCACAAAGGUGGUUGGUGGUACGACAACUGCGUCAAAUCAAGCGUGAAAAACUUUUUGAACGGAUACUUUUCGUCCAAUGCUGAAGGCGACGACCGAAUCGAAAAAUUCCCUUUCUUUGGAGUGCGUUGGUCAACCCUGCAGACGCCAUAUGUGCUGGUGGCAACACGCAUGUUCAUACGUCAGGCAGAGAAUCAACAGUUCAUCUUCGGUGCCGUCAAAGGAACUCAAGACGCAGAAAGAGUCUUUGUCGAUGUCGCCAACACAUUGUCAACGUUCGUGAAAACUGUGUAAAUCCUGAACAUUUGAUGACAAGCUUGUUUACAAUUCGUGGCAACUGAAAAUAGUGAUGAAUGCCUUCAUAUAUUUUGGAAUGAUUCCGCAAGAACGUUGUAGGGAGCAACGGUGUAAAAUCUUUUCUGUUGUAAAACCAACAGUAGACUAAAGUUUGGUUGAAUUAUGGUUGCAUCAUGUAAGAUUUGAAAGUUUUACAUGUUAUGCUGCUAAAAUUAACUUCCCAAAUCUAUUGUUAUGCACUUCUUUUCUUCUAUUUCUGUCAUGUUAGACCACAAAUUGUUUGCUGCUACUUUUGAGGAAUACAUGAAAGCUAUCACAAUCCAUUUAUAAUUACCCCAAUUACCUUUUUACGAUGAUAUGACUACGAUGCAAAGCU
Molecule: messenger RNA, 2020 nt
Organism: Hyalella azteca
Lineage: Eukaryota; Metazoa; Arthropoda; Malacostraca; Amphipoda; Hyalellidae
Product: tenascin-R
Exons: 4
Coding region: 97-1641 (514 amino acids)
Source: RefSeq, a predicted model, not a curated record